UUCAUAUCUUUCUGUUCUCACCUCAUCUUUCCUCUUGUUAUUCCCCCCUUUUUGAAGAACAUUGGAGAUUUGGCGAAUUUCUAGGAGAAAGAACAGCAUUGAACCCAAAGAAGCUAUACCUAGUAGAGAAGUGCUCGAGUUUUCAACAUGGCCGCCGAUAUCCCUAUCAUCGACGCCCACAUCCACCUCGUCCCGGAGUCAGAGCUUGAGACGUUGGCGUGGUGGAAGCCAGACGGCGCCUUACAAGGACAGCUUUCGGUGGAACAAUAUCGGACUGCUACCGGUGACUCGACGCCCAAAGGCUUCAUAUUCUUGGAGACAGACCGCAAGAAUGACCUAGAGGCCGGGGAGAAGGAUGGUAGCGGCUGGAAGUACCCCUUAAUGGAGGUCUCCUGGGUGAAGCGCAUCAUCACCGGCCAACCGAAACCGGGCGAGGGCCACACUGCGGAAGACGCUUCGUUAUGCGUCGCCUAUAUCCCUUGGGCGCCGAUGCCGAGUGGGGCUGAAGUGAUGGAGAAGUAUAUCGACCUAGUGAAGCAGGAAGCCGGCGAGAGCUGGCCCAAGGUUAGGGGUUUCAGGUAUUUGCUACAGGACAAGCCGAACGGGACCAUGCUGCAGGACAAGUUCAUCGAAAGCUUGAAGCUGCUGGGCCGCAAGGGCCUCGUCUUCGACCUAGGCGUCGACCAACAUAACCGCGGCCGGGCCCAGCUAGAGGAGGUUGUCGAGAUGAUCGAUCGCGCGCAUGAAGGAGUCCCCGAGGACCAAAGAGUCACUUUUAUAAUUAACCACAUGUGCAAGCCAGACCUCACGAUCUACAACGUGCAGACGAGCCCGUCCUUCAUCGCCUGGCGCACGGCCAUCUUCACGCUCAGCAAGUGCAGCAAGACGUACAUGAAGCUCUCGGGCGGCUUCCCGGAGAUGCCGGACUCGCUGAAGCAGCGGUCGCCCGAGGACAUCUUCGACGCCAUCAGCCCGUGGCUGAGCGUCGUGCUGGCCGCCUUCGGCGCCUCCCGCAUCAUGUUCGCCAGCGACUGGCCCGUGUGCACCGUCGGCGUCGGCGACGACGCUUGGCAGAAGUGGAAGAAGAUCGUCGACAGGCUGUGCUGGAUGGCCUCGUUCGAAGACGAGGAGAAACGCAUGAUUUGGGGCGGCACGGCGUUGAAGGCGUACGGUAUUGAGGCGUGAUGAUGAUAUCCGUGAUACGACAUAUAUACCUAAGCAGUCGAUUUAUUGAGGGGUAUGGGAUGCGGAAAUGUGGAAUACUAGGACUAUUUUCGGCUCGUCUUGCAUUUAGCAAACAAGUAUUUGACCUACCUACCCACUCGAAAAAGGCGAGGUAUGCACAUAUAUCAAUAUAAUCAAAGAUUGUUAAGAGCUUCCUAUGUUUUACUGCGUAAAGAUCCAUUACUGCUAAAUUUGGUUCUUCGAUAAAAUUAGCUUUUCUACAAAUCAUAAGAUUUUAAUAGUAUUAGAUAUAUUCAACCACAUCAUGAUAAUGGUAUUCAUGGAUGUGCCAAUUUCCAACAUUAGACUCGUAAGGCUUCAAUGUUCAGUAUUCGCUCCGUCUAGAAAACGCC
Molecule: messenger RNA, 1577 nt
Organism: Annulohypoxylon truncatum
Lineage: Eukaryota; Fungi; Ascomycota; Sordariomycetes; Xylariales; Hypoxylaceae
Product: amidohydrolase
Exons: 2
Coding region: 148-1185 (345 amino acids)
Molecular function (GO): hydrolase activity
Source: RefSeq, a predicted model, not a curated record